AUGAGUAUCCAACACCAGUUUCCUGAUGUGCACUGGGUCUGGAAAGGAGGCAUCUCCUUUGUCUAUGAGGUCCAUCCUCGUAUCGUGGUCAAGGUGCCAAAGCCUGGAGAAUUCGAAGGCGAACAAUUUCGGAAAGAACUCAGAAUCUAUGAGAUCUUUUCGCAGCAUCCGUCCUGCCCUUCAAUAGUGCAGUGCUUCCUCUAUGCAGACAACGGCAUUUUCCUCGAGUAUAUGCGAGAUAUAUCCCUUUGCUCUAGAAUACAAGACAAUCAUAUCCGAGAUCAGCAAACUAUGGUUGUUACUAAAGUAGAAAUGCUUGAACCUCUCUCUCUUCGAAAAAUAUGGAUAAACGACCUCGCUCAAGCCGUCGCUUUCCUCGAAUCGCUCAACCUCGCCCAUGGCGACCUUCGACCCGAAAAUAUCUUGCUUGAUCGCAAUCGAUUGAAAUUAUCUGAUUUCGAUUGUACUGCGGAAAUCGGGACAGACUUCGAAGCUUGCAUGGCCCCAUAUGGAAGACUACUUAAUAGCAAUGAGCCGGACCAAGGACGGCGUGGAACUGCUGGCUUCUUAGGUCCUCGAACAGAGCAAUUUGCCCUCGGUUCCUUGUAUUACUUGAUAAACUACGGCUACGAGGUUUAUGGCGAUCGAUGUCUCACGGAUGAUCCUAAGGAGCAUGGGCCUAAGGUUGUGGAUUUGCUACAGAAUAUGGAAUUCCCGGAGUUGGAUGGUGACCCUCUUAUUGACGGUAUCAUCCACAAAUGUUGGCACAAUAAGUAUGCCACGGUUUCUGAUCUGGCCGCAUACACAAAAACGCUUCUCCCUGAAAGAACCAAAGAAGAGAGCAACACCGGAAUGAUCUCUAUCCCCGGAUGGUGCCUGCCUAUAGGCCGCAUGAUUCGUGGGUUAUGGAGCGCUUUCAGAUACUGGUGCGCGCUGAUGCUCUGUCGCAACGGCGAGGCAGCCAACACCGAAGUCAAUAGCGGAAAACCGAGUGGCCACCGCUGUGGCUUGGAUGAAAACUUCCCGGCCGAAGAUUUCUCUUCGAGAAAAGCAUACUGUCAGGGCCUGGAGAAGCGUGGACUUCUUGAUAUCCUUUCAUCGUCAGAGCCCGAGCAACUCGGAUUCACUCUUGAGUGGUAUAGGCACAGUUGCCAUGGUUAA
This is a messenger RNA of Penicillium canariense, 1161 nucleotides long. RefSeq names its product putative Rho-associated protein kinase. Gene Ontology annotation, molecular function: ATP binding; protein serine/threonine kinase activity. The coding region runs from base 1 to 1161 and encodes 386 amino acids. Lineage: Eukaryota; Fungi; Ascomycota; Eurotiomycetes; Eurotiales; Aspergillaceae. The record is from RefSeq and is a predicted model, not a curated record. Gene Ontology annotation, biological process: peptidyl-threonine phosphorylation; peptidyl-serine phosphorylation. The transcript is spliced from 2 exons.